GACAGCUGCGAAUGUGACGUCAUACCGGGGGGCGCCGUGGUGGAGUUUGUGUUUUAGAAGAGGUUGCAACGCUCGGUGUGGGAAGUAUCGAAAGGAAGAGAGCAGCACUCAAUAAUUCAUAGUGUAGCUUUCACCAGCAUGUGCGCAGACUACCGGAACAGAUAUCCUCGUAUCCUAUUCCUAAAUAAAUACUUUUUUUGCAAUUAGCGGAUACCUACAGUAACCACAAUCUUGGGCACAGUCCCGCUGACCGAUUCCAUACUUUCUUUUUGACAGUCAAAUAGACUAGGAUUAUUGUCGAAAACACGCAUAGAUUAUUUUUUCCCUUCCCAUCUCUUGCGACAGUCUGCGAUGUUCAUCCUAGCAUAUGCUGUGUGAAGCUGCAGGUGGCAAACGGCAGUAUCCAGAGUCCAGGGGGAGGCAGGGCCAGGCUACAGCUCUAGCCACAGGCUGAGGGAUUCCAUGGACACUCGUUAACUCAAUGCCACAAAACCGGGAUUGAGUGGGAAGUUUGGGAAUAUCGGCCAGGGGAGGACUGAGUGGGCGGGUCACUAACGGACUGAUAGACUGCUAUGGAAGGAGCGAGAUCCACUAGAAUCUCUGUGAAUGUAACUCUCGGCUCAUUUCCCCAGGGGGAGUUGAGCUGGGAUCGCUCAGCUAGGAUUAGAAACCAGUGCCGAGUGUCUGCCUCUGCCAUCCCUUGCUUCUAUCUGUAGCAGGCACAGUUGGGGCGUUGCUAUGGAAACACUUGCCCUGCACCGGGGUGUAGAGUUGUCUCAUCACUUGCUCUACUAUCUCUGAUACCUGAGAUUUUUUUACCUCAUCAUGGAAUAACUGGUGGAGGUCACAGGAGCCAUGGCCAAACAGGACUCCCCACUGUUCCUCCACGGCUUUGACCUGGGGGAUAUCUUCAUAGACCCCCAGCCCCUGGGCAGCGGGACCACUGGUCUGGUUCUGUCCGCUGUGGACAAGCGCAGCGGCCAACGGGUGGCUGUGAAGAAGCUGGUGAUGCGUGACGCGGUCAGCGUGAAGCACGCCCUGCGGGAGGUCAAGAUCACGCGCCGCCUGCAGCACGAGAACGUGGUGCGCGUGCACGAGGUGUUGGGCCCCUAUGGCCGCCCACUUCAUCACGACCCAGCCCAGCUGAGCGCCCUGUACAUUGUCCAGGAGUGCAUGGAGAUGGACCUAGCUCACCUGCUAGAGCAGGGGCCACUUCCUAGCGGGCACACCACUCUGCUCUUCUACCAGCUCCUUCGAGGACUUAAGUUCAUCCACUCAGCCAACGUGCUGCACCGCGACCUCAAACCAGCCAACAUCUUCCUCAACACAGACCAGUUACUGCUCAAGAUCGGCGACUUUGGCCUGGCCAGAAUCGUUGACCCACACUACUCCCAUAAGGGCUACCUGUCAGAGGGCUUGGUGACUAAAUGGUAUCGGUCUCCACGCCUGUUGCUCUCUCCCAACAACUACACCAAGGCCAUUGAUAUGUGGUCAGCUGGCUGCAUCCUCGCAGAGAUGCUAACAGGACGCAUGCUCUUUGCAGGAGCCCAUGAACUGGAACAGAUGCAGCUGAUCCUGGACACGGUGCCUGUGUUGAGGGAAGAGGACCGCCUGGACCUUCUGCAGGUCAUGCCCACUUAUGUCAGCCAUGACUGGAAGAUCAAGAGGUCAUUUAGGGAGCUGAUCCCUGAGGUGGAGGUGGAGGCGGAUGCCAUUGAUUUUCUGGAGCGUAUCUUGACCUUUAACCCCAUGGACCGGCUGACGGCAGAAGCUGCCCUGUCCCAUCCCUUCCUGCAGCAGUACUCAUUUCCUCAGGACGAGCCCAUGUCGCCCCAGCCCUUCCGCAUAGAGGACGAGCUGGAUGAUAGCCUAAUCACGGAGCCUGGCCACAGUCACAGCCAGGCCUUUAGCUCUCAUUGGGACAGGUAUGAGACCAGCCUGUCAUCAGACUUGUGCUGGCAGCAGCAGGGUGGGUGUCAGUGCUUGCCUGGGGUCUCGGAGGUGGUUGACCCAGAGGAGGAGGAGGUCCUGAGGGAUCCCAAGGCAGGCUCUAACCCCUUGUUGGAGGAGGCCCAGGUGGACCCUCGCAAGUAUUCCCACAGCAGCUCUGCCGAGCGCUUCCUGGACCACUCCCACUCCUCUCUGGAGCGUGCUUGUGGGGGCGGGGCCUAUACUGAGCUGGACUGUGACCGUUCCUGUGACUACAAAGUGGGCUCUCCUUCCUAUCUCGAUAAGAUUGCGUGGAGGGAAGACAAACCGCAGCACUACUCCGAGCCCAAACUGAUCCUGGACCUGUCUCACUGGAAGAGGAACAGACAGGUGCCUGAGCCUAGAGGGGCCAGUUUGGAGGAGCUGCCUGUCGAGGAGCUGCCUGGGGACCUGUUCCAGGAGAUAUCUCGGUGGGUAGAGAGCACUCAGUCUCUCCUCCACUCUCCCAGCCUGCCCCAGGAACCCCUGCCCUACUCCAGUUCACCCCCGCUGCCCCUCUCUCCCACUUCCCUCCCCGCUCACCUCUUCCACUGCUGUUCGCCGGCUGUACGGCCCUCAGCUGGACUGGACGAGGAUGACACACUCAGCCCACCUGCCUCAUCCCGCUCUCCUCCCUCUCUGUUGCCCUCUUCUCCUCCGAUUCCUUCGCCAAUCCAUGAGCGCCUCCAGAUGCCUCCCUCCAAGGGGCAAGGGGGCCCGUUUGACCUGGAUGUGUUCAUCACAGCCCUGAAGCGGUGUGGUCAGAAUGAGGACCUCGGUGGAAACCCAGACGGGGCCAAACAGGCCAACAUCAAUGGCGUAUCCAGGCUUCCAGAGCGCAGACCGCCCCCACGUCAGACUCCCAACUCCUGAAAGGAGCUGGGGUCCAGGGCUAACGCAGAGAGCACUGGUAGACUGAAUAGUGAACGCAUGUAGAAGGGGGAAAAAAGGAAGUUGCACAUGAUUUAAUGGGUACAGUUCUUUUUUUCUUUACCCAUAAAUCAUUGGUGUGUGCGACUUUCUUUCAUAAGUAAGCGUUGCCUUGACACUAACCCUGCUCACUUAAACUAGCGGUGCUGCUCCUUUGUUCAGAGCUGCUUUUACUGUAUGUUACAAGAAUAAGAGGAGAGUGAGGUGUGGGUCAAGUUCCAUUUGGUACUGUAUGAACAACGUAAGCUUCGGGUGGUUUUGCUACUGCAUACAGUAUGUCAGCGUGGUCACUGCUGUAAAUGAAUGUACGUUGUACAGUAUCUAACCGAAAGGCCUGUUGCAUCAAUGCAGCGACGUGUACUCAUUACAAGAAUGCCUGCAAAAUGAUCAACAUUUGGUUGGAGAGAGGAACUCCUGGGUAUUCCAUAGCAAAAUAGGUUGAAGAGAAAGCAAAUCAGCUAUUUAUGUUGAAAUUACUAUUUUUUUUUGUUCUUUUUUGUUGUUGUUGAGAGCCCUCUUAUGAUGAUGCCCUUUUAGGGUAAGAGCAGUUUGAAAAGACCACCUGAAAGAGUUCCAAACCUCUCUGCCAAUAACAACUAGUUUCCAGUUUUCCCCUCCCCACUACCAGACAGUCUAGCACAAUUCUUGCUAAGAAGCUACCGUUGUUUUUUUCAAUUAAAAAUGGUCAGAAAAUAAAUCACAGUAAGGACCCUUAAUUGUUACCCAGAUAAACAUGGCUGCAUUGGACCUUUAUAAGGUUCCGUUUGGGACGUAGCCCUCGUCUCAUGCUUUUUACCAUUGUUCCUACUAGUCAAUGACGGCGAACGUUCCAAAAUGUCACAAUGAUAUUAUACUCUUGAGUCAUGAGCAAUUCAUCUCAUUGCACAAUAUCACCUGGCGUUCUAAAGGGGACACAAUAAGCGAGCAUCGUCAAGUCUGGAAAAUGCAGGGUGCAAACUGUUGUUUUCAGAGCAGUGCAUUGUCAUUUUAACAUACAAUAAAAAAGCACAUUGGACAGACACUGCCAGGGACCAGGUUCUUAAAGGCCAACUAGGCUUCAUGUGCAGUGUCAGAUGUUAUCUGGGCAAGUACAUGUUAUUUUAUUGGUAAAAUAGGAGUCCGCAAUAAUAUCAGAAAUAUCUUAUUAGAUCCGAUGUGCUUGUUGAGACGGAAUUAUGUUCCUUUUAGUCUGGGAAUCGGGUUAUGAAUGUGCCUCAGAAUAGGCCUACAGGCUUUUGCAGACCCAAAUAGGCCUAGGCUUCCAGCUCGCUGAAUGUAAAUAGUUUUGCAUGGCUUGAUCCUUGAUGAAAACUAUCAAAUUAUUUUAACUAUCUUUAUUUGAGGAUGUUUUGGUUGUAUCACAUAUGGUAGAAUCUGCAGCUUUCACAGCUGAAAUCAAUUUACACGAUCCCUUUUGCAGUUCC
This is a messenger RNA of Oncorhynchus gorbuscha (pink salmon), 4322 nucleotides long. RefSeq names its product mitogen-activated protein kinase 4-like. The transcript is spliced from 7 exons. The record is from RefSeq and is a predicted model, not a curated record. Gene Ontology annotation, biological process: protein phosphorylation; intracellular signal transduction; cell surface receptor signaling pathway. The coding region runs from base 856 to 2841 and encodes 661 amino acids. Gene Ontology annotation, cellular component: nucleus; cytoplasm. Lineage: Eukaryota; Metazoa; Chordata; Actinopteri; Salmoniformes; Salmonidae. Gene Ontology annotation, molecular function: MAP kinase activity; ATP binding.